This is a messenger RNA of Procambarus clarkii (red swamp crayfish), 507 nucleotides long. The record is from RefSeq and is a predicted model, not a curated record. NCBI's taxonomy places the organism in Eukaryota, Metazoa, Arthropoda, Malacostraca, Decapoda, Cambaridae.
AUGGCUCUACAGUCACCAACAAUAUUGGUGACAUUUGGCGCCUGGCCAAAUGUCACCAACAAUGUUGGCGCCUGGCCAAAUGUCACCAACAAUGGUGGCGCCUGGCCAAAUGUCACCAACAAUGGUGGCGCCUGGCCAAAUGUCACCAACAAUGGUGGCGCCUGGCCAAAUGUCACCAACAAUGGUGGCGCCUGGCCAAAUGUCACCAACAAUGGUGGCGCCUGGCCAAAUGUCACCAACAAUGGUGGCGCCUGGCCAAAUGUCACCAACAAUGGUGGCGCCUGGCCAAAUGUCACCAACAAUGGUGGCGCCUGGCCAAAUGUCACCAACAAUGGUGGCGCCUGGCCAAAUGUCACCAACAAUGUUGGCGCCUGGCCAAAUGUCACCAACAAUGGUGGCGCCUGGCCAAAUGUCACCAACAAUGGUGGCGCCUGGCCAAAUGUCACCAACAAUGUUGGCGCCUGGCCAAAUGAUAUAUUACUUAGUAAAGACAAAAAAAAGUUAUAA